UGUAAUACUUCAUCAAUUCUUUGUGUAACAGUUUUGUGCUGUAUUUAUCGCGUAACAAGAUGGGAAGCCUUUUCAACACCCACCCCAAGAAUUUUGGCCAAGGUAGUCGCGAGUGUCGCGUCUGCUUCAACCGUCACGGUCUCAUUCGCAAGUACGACUUGAACAUGUGCCGUCAAUGUUUCAGGGAGCGUGCUAACCUUAUCGGUUUCCACAAGUACUAAUUCACUUGGUACUUGAUCUAACUUUGAAAUCAAUUUGGUUUGAAAGUAGUU
Molecule: messenger RNA, 272 nt
Organism: Babesia bovis T2Bo
Lineage: Eukaryota; Apicomplexa; Aconoidasida; Piroplasmida; Babesiidae
Product: putative 40S ribosomal protein S29-B
Exons: 3
Coding region: 60-221 (53 amino acids)
Biological process (GO): translation
Cellular component (GO): cytosolic small ribosomal subunit; ribosome
Molecular function (GO): zinc ion binding; structural constituent of ribosome
Source: RefSeq, a predicted model, not a curated record